UGGAUACAAUUCAGUAACCAAACUAUUCCUUUUUCAUAUUCUGUCCUCCCUCCACACUGUCCCGCUGACCUGUGCUCACUUUGCAUGAUAACAAUAAUCACUAAUCAGAAGUUAUUAGGACACGUUAAGUACUGAAGGGAUUGCUCUGUGUUUAUAUGAUCCGCUCUAGAUUACAUGAGGUUCGAGUCUCAAAACCUGCCAACACAAGAUGUGAAGAGAUGUAAUUUGUCAACUUGGACCCAAUAUUAUUCGUUUUAGUUGUGUGUCGUUUAUUUAAUUUAGGAUAACUUAAUAUUUUCAGAAUCAGGUUUUAUUGUCCAAUUAAGUUGCACAAACAAGGAAUUUGACAUGGUGAAGUGGCUCUCAGUGUGCUUACAUAGAAUACACAUCAAAAUACAAACAGUGCGAUGGUCUAAGAAAAGAAGUGCAGGGAUAAAUAUUGAACGGUAUGAGUAUUACUGUUAUACAGUGAGGGUGAUAUAAUAUAAUAUAACUUCGGGAGUAUUUGUACAGUGGUCAUUAAAAAGAUCCAGGGUUAUUGCACAGUGCCACAGUGGAUUGGCUGUUCAUUAGUGAGACGCAAGGGGGAAGAAACUGUUUUUGUGUCUGGAGGUUUUGGUGAACAGAGAUCUUUAGCGCCUACCAGAGGCGAGGAGACGGAAUAGGUUGUGUCCAGGGUGUGAUGGGUCUGCAAUGAUCUUUCCUGCCCGUUUCCUGACCCUGGAGGUGUACAGAUCUUGGAUGGUGGGCAGGUUGGCACCGAUGAUCUUUCCUGCAGACCUGACUGUCCGUUGGAGUCUGUUCUUAUCCAGAUGGUGGCCGAUCCAAACCAGACAGUUAUUGAUAUGCAAAGAACCGACUCGUUGAGUGCAGUGUAAAACAGUAUCAGCAGCUCCUGAUGCAGGUUUUGCUUCCUAAGCUGGCGCAGGAAGUAAAACCUCUGCUGUUCUUCUUGAUGAUUUUAUUGAUGUUGGGUUCCAACUUUAGGUUCCGGGAGAUUGUGGAUUCCAGAAAUCGGAAAUUCCACAGCCAACACAGUAUUGUUGAGUAUGGUGAGGGGCUGCAGUGCUGGGGGGACUCCUCCUGAAGUCCACUGUCAUCUCCACGGUUUUAAGCGUGUUCAGCUCUAGAUUGUUGUGACCGCACCACAGGGCCAGCUGUUCAACUUCCGGCCUAUAUGCAGACUCAUCAUUAUCCCGGAUGAGGCCUAUGACUGAUGUGUCGUCUGCAAAUUUUUGGAUUUUAACAGAUGGGUCUCCUGAGAUGCAGUCGUUAGUGUAGAGGGAGAAGAGCAGUGGGGAGAGCACGCAUCCCUGUGGUGCACCAGUGCUGACUGACCGGAUGCUGGAUGUUAUUUCACACAGCCUAAACUGCUGCUUCCUGUCUAUCAGGAAGUUUGUGAUCCACUGACGGGUGGAGGCAGGCACAGUGAGCUGGAUGAGUUUGGUGAGGAGGACUUCUGGGAUGAUGGUGUUGAACGCUGAGCUGAAGUCCACAAACAGCAUCCUUGCAUAGGUCCCUGGGGAGUCGAGGUGUUGCAGGAUGUAGUGCAGCCCCAUGUUGACUGCAUCAUCCACUGACCUGUUUGCCCAGUAGGCAAACUGCAGAGGUUCCAGCAGGGGGCCUGUGAUGCCCUUCAGAUGGGUCAACACCAGUCUUUCGAAGGUUUUCCUGACCACAGACGUCAGGGCGACGGGCCUGUAGUCAUUCAGUCCAGUGAUGUAGGGUUUCUUAGGAACUUGGAUGAUGGUGGAGCAUUUGAAGCAGGAGGGGACUUCACACAGCUCCAGAGAUCUGUUGAAUAUCCGUGUGAAGAUGGGAGCCAGCUGAUCAGCGCAGGCUUUCAGACAGGAGGGUGACACACCGUCAGGGUCUUACGGCCUUUUUAUUCUAAUUCUAAUGUCGGACAGAAUUUUCUUAAAUUCAAAGUUUUUAAGUAUUUGAAGUUCAUUGCUCGUUGAAAGGAUGUACUUGCCUGAUUAUGCUAUAAUAUUAUCGUAUCAGUUGUAUAAAAGUAGUUUUAUUUUUCGCAAUUAUACUGCCAAUAAACCUUGUUAUCGUGACUUGCCUACCUUAAUGGGACAUAUUAUGAAAAUUCCACUUUUGUAGUGCUUCUACACGUUAAUUUGGGUAUCUGGCAUGUCUACUGUCCCCAAAACUCUGUAAACUCUGUAAAAUAAAUUAACAUAAAUAAAAAAGUGAGCCAUGGGGGAACAGGGAACUCAGGGCCUGAAGAGGUAUGCUGUGUGACCUCGUUAACUUCUUGCACAGGGUGCAGGUUGGAUCACUGCAAGUGAUCAGUCUCGGCUUCUGAAAGAACUCCUCCAGAGCCUUACUGUAGUCAAGAUCAGCCACAGAGGGACCAUUUCUUUUUAUACGGAGGCAGGCAGUAAGGCUUUCCCCUGCAGCCUGUUCCUGAGGUCUUGAUCUAUUGAAAAAAAAAAAAUGUAAGUCUUUGGAUAAAUGUAAUAAAAUUGAAAAAUAAUCACAUAACUGACAUUAAACAAAUGUGUACCUACUUAAACUGCUAGCAGAAAAGUGAAAACAAAAUACUCACCCUGUUCAUAGCCGAGAAAUCUCUCUCGCAGUUGACACUUGACACAGGAAUUGUCAGUGCAAUGGCAGAGUACUGGGCCAGGUUUGGGUACAGGAGCUUCAGCUCAUCAAAGUCAUAGGCCAGCUCCUGCAUUACCUCCAACUUUGACUUAUCCUAGUAGGAUAAAGCAAACAGUAAAAAGUGUUAGGAAAACAGAAGUUAAAAAAAAAAACAUUCAAAAUUUUGCUUCUGCUGCUUACCUUAAAGAUGCCCUGGCCCACAUGAACCUUGAAGCUGGUACAUUCUUGCAGUGCUGCUCUGCCAUCCACAGUGGGAAAUUUUUGGGAAAGCAGUUUGGAACAGCUCCUUUGGCCUGCCUGGUCACAAUGCUGCACUCUCAGGUAAGGGGGGACAGAGUUAAGAAUAGCAUCUUCUUUAAGCUGCCCGGACGGAUGAGCCUGUUCACCCUAAAGAAGAACGCCCUCCAGUGGACAAAGACCACCUCAGAGUCAGAGGCAUCAACUGAGGCGGCUGGCAGUACUUCCCAGCUAGCUUCCAGCAGCAGCACCCCUGCAGUAGGCUCGGCUUCUGUCCCCAUUGGCCCUUCUGAGGCCACUGGGCAGGAGAGCUGUGACUCCACUGAGACCACUGCUGCCGCCAGCGGAGACAAUGACGCCUCGGUGGAUGAGAGCUCGUCCAGCACCUCCUGCUCCACAGAGCCUCAGGCCCCCAGCACCCAGCCUCAGACCCGCCUCAGCAGAGCAGCAGGACAGCAGGGACGCACAGACAUACAGCAGAGCCAACAUGCUCAACACACUCAGACCAGACUGAGCCGAUCCAGACAGUCAGGGAGGCAGAGGAAGAAAGCAGUCAUGAUGCCUCGUGUUGUCCUCACCCCUCUUAAAGUAAAUGGAGAGCAUGUCCCAACAGGGCCCAUGAAGAGGAGUCGAGGAGGAGUGGAUGUAGACUUUGAGACACCAGGCUCAAUCCUGGUUAACACUAACAUCAGAGCCCUCAUCAAUGUGCGGACCUUCUCAGCCUUUCCCACACACUCUCAGCAGCAGCUGCUGCAGUUGCUGCCAGAGGUGGACCGACAAAUUGGGCCUGAUGGAAUGGCCAGAUUGAGUAGUUCAGCUCUAAAUAACGAGUUCUUCACCCAUGCCUCCCAGAGCUGGAAGGAAAGGCUGGCUGAAGGUGAGUUCACCCAUGAGAUGCAGGUGCGUUUUCGACAGGAGAUGGAGAAAGAGAAGAAGGUUGAGGCAUGGAAGGAAAAGUUCUUUGAAGAAUACCACGGGCAAAAGUCUGGACUGACACGAGAGGAGUCCCUUAAGCUUACCAUGAGUGAAACCAAUGAAGUUGCAGCCAGUGUGCUCGACAGUGAUGUUGCUGUUGUCGCAACUGGUGCUCCCAAGAGACGCAGCGUAGGUCGACGAAGGAGAGAUGGCAGGAUGAGGAGACGCACGCGGGCUGACCUGCGUCGCAGGGCACGCAGGACCCUAUGCAAGGCCCCUGCUCCUACCUUACAGCCUGAAGAAGCAACUGAGAGUAGUGUUGCAGUGGACAUCUCAGCUGACUCUAUUGCCUCUCCAAUGUCUGACAAUACAAUGGUUCAAGGAGAGGUGGUGCUGCAGGCAGAGUUUGGUGUGGAGCUUCCAUCUGAGAGUGCCCUCAUUGAGCCAAAGCCCUCACCCAAUCAGUUGUCAGUGUGUUUGCCAGCCCCAUCUCCUACGCCUACUCCCACUCCCAGCCCUACUGGCAUCAGUGCAAAUGAGGAGCCUGAACUUACCGCCUGUCUACUCCCUGAAGAGCCUGCACCUGUCCUGGCUUCCACCUCAUCCCCUUCCUCCUCCUCCUCUUCCGUUUCAUCUGCCUCUUCACCUGCCUCCUCACCCUCCUCACCUUCAGAUGAACAAGGAGCUUUUGCCGCAGGUCUAGACUCCUCUUCAUCCUCAUCAGCAUCCUCCAGUGCUGCAGUUGCAGCCGAUCCCCUUGAUGAUACUGCCUCAGUGGUCACUUCCAUCACAGGGGGUACCGCCACCAGCAGCCGAGAGAGCAGUCCUUCGGCAAGCCCAGCCAGCACAACUGUACCCAAUGCUCAGCUUAAGGAGCAGAAGAGAAGGCCAGAUGAGAGUCAGGCCUUCUCCAGCUUCCCCGAAAAGAGGCCGCGGAUCGACGACCGUCAGUCCUUUCGUACCACAAUUGACAGUGUCUGUUCGGAGAAGCCGCAGCCGACAACAGAAGAACCCAAGGUGCCGCCUAUCCGGAUCCAACUGUCCAGAAUCAAACCUCCCUGGGUUAAAGGGCACCCCACCUACCAGAUCUGCCCACGGAUCGUGCCUCCCGGUGAGGGCUCUCGGCGGUCGGGGACGGGGGGCGCACGCACCUUGGCAGACAUCAAAGCCCGUGCCCAACAAGCCCGGGCCCAGCGCGAGGCCGCUGCUGCUGUUGCAGCCUCUGGCGAGGGGGCAGGGCCGGCCGCAGUCAGGCUGCGGCCUGCUUCUGGGCUACCGGAUAGCAGCAACAGACGAAGAGCACAAGAGCAUCCAGGACCUAUCGAGCCAGGAGGAGGAGGAGGAGGAGGAGGAGGAAGACGAGGAAGAGAAGGAGGAGGAGGAGCAGGAAGCAGAGAGGAGGAGCAGGGAUCGUCUUUGGGCGCUAAUUUGUCUAGAACACAACUACUGCGUCUCAGUGUAGAUCCCACACCCCAGCCCUCCCUAUCUUCUACCUUAACAUCCAUGUCCUUGGAGCCUUUACAAACCCCAAGCCCUCCUCAAGAGGAGGCAGCUUGGGGCCCAGAGGCUACAGAGGAAAUAGAAGCAACAUCAGCCAGUGUUCAGAGAACCUGUAUUGGGCAAACAGAUAACAUAGCUGUCAAGCCUUCUCCAGAGCCUGUAGCUGUAGACACUGUAGCUGAGCCUUUGGCUGCCCAGCCGACCAGGCAAGGCCAGUCUGCCGCUGUCCCCAUAGAGAGGUCAGAUAAGAGUUGUGAAAAAAUCCCACUGGCCCCAACCUCAAUCCCAGAUUCCCUCCCUAGAUUUGGGGCUCAAGGUGUGGACGUUAUUCAGACGCUGGCAAGUUCCUGUCAGCCCAUAGAUAAGGAACAAGGGAAAGAGGCUGGAAUGGGUGGUGUUAUCCAGCAUGGUUCCCACCAUAUGGACGCCCAGGAGCCUCUCUCUCAUUCAGUGUUAGAGAACCAACUUACAGACACAUCGUCUACCCAGAAUUUUGUCUCCGGAGGAGAUAAAGAAGACGAGGCGGGGACACAUAGCGACUCCACAGAAACUGCUUCAGACUGUGAGGAUGAGUGCCAGGAAGAUGAGCAGCAGCCGCAGCUUGACCAGGACUGGUGCCCCACACUGAGCACCCAGAGAAACAGCCAACUGCUCAGCUGCAGCCCUUCUCCUCAGAACCAGCAGCCGGUCAUCCAGGCCCACGUUUCUGGUCGCCAAGGUCAGACCGUCAUUAUGCCUUGCUUCCCCAGCAACUUGUCUAACCCUUUACAGAGCCGCUCCCAUUGUCACAACCACCUGCCACUUCCCCAAGCCCUCCCACAAGGCCUCAGGGAUAGCAACGUUGUGGUCAAAAUUGAACCUGGAGAUGAUGGCAGAACUGCCAGACAGAAUUCUGCUGAAGAAGAGUGCUGUGAAGGCCUAAAGCCCUCUGUCACUCAACUGACUGCAGCAGCUGCCUCCAAGAGAUUGGCCAACUCAGUCAGACCAGUGUCGAGUGUGGAGGCCAACAACCCUUUAGUCACUCAGCUGCUGCAGGGUAGCCUGCCACUGGAGAAAGUUUUACCCUCACACUCUGCCAACAGGCUGGAGAUUAGCCGAUUGCCAGAGGCACAACCCAGGCCACAACUAACCAGGAUACCUGGGCCUCGUCACAGGCCUGAGGUGUCAGCCCAGUCUCUUGCUUUAGAACUCAAUGCAUUUUCUCAGAGCCACAACAAGUCUCCUAUAGGCCAUCCAGUCUCGUGUCUAAUGGAGGCCCCAGCUGUAUCACAGCAUCAAUCUCAGCAGGCCCCUGGGGCUGUCCCAGUCAUCACUUCUCUGCCACCCUCCUCCUUCAGUGCUUUGUCCUCCAGAAGUAAGACAGACAUUAGCUCCCAGACUACAGUGGAGUCUGCUGUUAUCAAAGACUCCCGUGGCCCUCAGCCCUCAACAGGGACCACUCCAGACAGGCCCCAGCCCUCCCACCGGACUAUGCCUAAUAGGCCAUCCCCCCCUCAUGCAGACACCUGUCCCACAGAGGUUUUACCUACUAUUAAGAUCAACUGGCGGCCCCAACCGUCUCAGCUCCUCCACCCUCAACAACAGCAAUUUUCUCCUGCACCUACCAUAAAGAAUGAAGAUGCUGCACGACCCUCUUGCCAGGCUCUUGCCAAAUCCUCCCCCACUGUACCCAUGAGUAUUACCAAAAAAGAGCCUGUGAGCUCUGUGGAAAGCUUCCUUAGUGGAGGGGCAAUGGAGGGACUCCUCAAUAUGGAGAUGACUUUUGCUAGGAUGGCUAAAAAGGAGCAUGGCAAAGCUUCCUUUUCAUCUGGCUCCCCCUCCACCUCCUCCUCUCCCUCACCCUCCUCCUCUUCCUCCUCCCUUCCCUUCCAACUGUAUGGGAAGCUGCCCAAGAAAGCGGGCAGUGUUGGAGCAGUAAGCUACACAGCCAAUGUGUCAGUGAUGGACAAUGGUGGUUUCUCCAGGAGCAUGACGGAUAGUGUGCUCCAGCUGCGUCCCCGCUUGACCUCCAGCCAGACCACCCUUAGCAUCCAGGCCUUUGCUGACAGUACAGCUGAGGAGGUGGCGCUCAAGUGCUCGUGCCGCCUCAAAGCCAUGAUCAUGUGCCAAGGCUGUGGUGCUUUCUGCCACGACGAUUGCAUCGGUCCCUCCAAACUCUGCGUGUCAUGUCUGGUGGUUAGAUAGCAUGUUGAAGUCCUUGUGCACUGCCGUACUGCUUUCUGUGUACAGUAUCAGCAACAGGACUCAGGCUCAGUGGACAGAAGCCUGAUUUGGUCAGAGCACAUAGGAGGACCCUAUCAGGCUUGCCUUGUAUAAUGACUGGCCUGAAUUUUUGGUUGUUGCAGAAAUUCAGAUUUUAGUUGUUGUACUGCUAUUAUUAUUGUUAUUAUAAUUAUUAUGAUUAUUAUUGUUAUUAUGAAUUUGGGGGCAUGAUUUAUUGUGAAUUGUGCCUUUUUUGUUUUCUCUCCUCAAAAACAUUUACCUCAUCUUAUCUUGCUCCACCUGUCAUCUUUUGGUGGCCAUAAUUGUUUUGGUCCCUCGUCAAAGAAGUAUUUUUUUAACCAUUAAAAUGAGUAAAUGGCA
Pleuronectes platessa (European plaice) is the source of this 7851-nucleotide messenger RNA. RefSeq names its product ASXL transcriptional regulator 1 (gene asxl1). The record is from RefSeq and is a predicted model, not a curated record. Gene Ontology annotation, molecular function: DNA binding; chromatin binding; peroxisome proliferator activated receptor binding. The coding region runs from base 2818 to 7452 and encodes 1544 amino acids. Gene Ontology annotation, cellular component: PR-DUB complex. Gene Ontology annotation, biological process: positive regulation of transcription by RNA polymerase II; animal organ morphogenesis. Lineage: Eukaryota; Metazoa; Chordata; Actinopteri; Pleuronectiformes; Pleuronectidae. The transcript is spliced from 10 exons.